Messenger RNA from Cyclopterus lumpus (lumpfish), 2767 nucleotides. RefSeq names its product tumor susceptibility 101a (gene tsg101a). Gene Ontology annotation, cellular component: ESCRT I complex. Gene Ontology annotation, biological process: endosome to lysosome transport; protein modification process; protein transport. The coding region runs from base 382 to 1554 and encodes 390 amino acids. The transcript is spliced from 10 exons. NCBI's taxonomy places the organism in Eukaryota, Metazoa, Chordata, Actinopteri, Perciformes, Cyclopteridae. The record is from RefSeq and is a predicted model, not a curated record. Gene Ontology annotation, molecular function: ubiquitin binding.
GGAGUCACUCUUCUGCUGCUCGCGUUAUACGCGUACCGGAAGUAGUCAGGUGGAAUGCCGGAAAUCCUUUUUGUUGACCAUCGGAUGUUUGUUUUUCGGGCCCUGUCUUGAACUAUUCAUUUGUUGUUUUUGUGUGAUUUCUUGUAUUGAAUUCUGGCGCGUUGACAAUAGAGUAAUUACUCGUGUUGGACUGGAGGGCUCCGUAUAGACACCGAAUCAUUGUAGUCGGGCCCGAGGCUGGGCUAACUUUAGCCUAGCAUUCAGUGAAGUCCUGCUAGCCAGCGUUAGCUUGUGUUAGCUGUCAGUCUAGCCGGGUUAAAAGUCAGCUGUUCACUCACCUAGCUUAUUCAUAAGUACGGUGGAAAACACAACGCGAAAACCAUGGCUGUUGUCAACGAAGGUGCCCUGAAGAAAAUGCUGAAGCAAUACAAAUACAGAGAUCUGACUGUCCGUGAGAUAACCAAUGUCAUCUCCCAGUACAAGGACUUGAAGCCAGUCAUGGAUGCUUAUGUGUUUAAUGAUGGUUCCACAAGAGACCUGAUGAGUCUGACAGGAACUGUCCCAGUGAGCUACAGAGGAAAUAUCUACAACAUACCAGUGUGUCUGUGGCUGCUGGACACAUAUCCCUACAACCCUCCCAUAUGUUUUGUUAAACCUACCAGUGCCAUGAUGAUCAAAACUGGCAAACACAUCGAUGCCAACGGCAAGAUCUAUCUGCCUUAUCUACAUGAGUGGAAGCAUCCUCAGUCAGACCUGUAUGGUCUGAUUCAGGUGAUGAUUGUGGUUUUUGGAGAGGAGCCUCCUGUGUUUUCUCGCCCCACCACACAAGCCCCCUAUCAACCGUUCCAAGCAGCUGGACCCCCUAAUCCUUCCUAUAUGCCUGGCAUCCCUGCAGUCUCCCCCUACAGCCCAAAUCCUAACCCAGGAGGCUAUCCGGGAUACCAAUACCCAGGGGGCAACUCGUACCCGGCCACUGCUGGACCUGCACACUACCCCACCCAGACUCCAGUUUCCACAGUGGGCCCAAACCGAGAUGGCACCAUUGGCGAAGACACCAUCCGUGCAUCUCUGAUAUCAGCUGUGAGUGACAAGCUUCGCUGGAGAAUGAAAGAGGAGAUGGACAGAGCUCAGGCGGAGCUGGACGCCCUGAAGCGAACAGAGGAGGAUCUGAAGAAAGGGCAUCAGAAACUGGAGGAGAUGGUCUCAAGACUGGACCAGGAAGUGUCUGAGGUUGACAGGAAUAUCGAGCUGCUGAAGAGAAAGGACGAGGAGCUGAGCGAUGCCUUGGAGAAGAUGGAGAACCAGUCAGAGAACAAUGACAUUGACGACGUCAUCGUGCCCACAGCUCCGCUGUACAAACAGAUCCUGAACCUAUAUGCUGAAGAAAACGCUAUUGAGGACACUAUCUUUUACCUUGGAGAAGCCCUUCGCAGGGGUGUAAUAGACCUGGAGGUUUUUCUUAAGCAUGUUCGCCUUCUGUCCAGGAAGCAGUUCCAGCUUCGUGCCCUCAUGCAGAAAGCGCGCAAGACUGCCGGUCUUAGUGACCUCUACUGACCCAGACUACCAGGAAACAUUCAUAUUUUCACGCUCUCUUACUCAAACCUCUUCCUCUGUUUUAUUCCCCUUUUUUAAUGUCUUCUUGGAGCUGUCCUUUUUUUUAAAAUCUCAAUAAAAUCUCUUCUUGUGAGACGGAAACAAAAAAAACAAUUAUUUAAAAACACAAGAAUCAUGAAGAACUGAGCUGUCCUGUGUUGCCACCGUUCUGAUGGGAUAUAAUUGGUAUUUUGAUCUGACCAAAUACUUCAUUGAGAUAAUUAGCAGUCGUGGCCCUUUCGCACCAAUAAUAAUACAAACCACUGUGGCCACAUUGUGAGCCAGGAACUAAAACAUGCUUAACGCUCAUGCCAUGUUGGUAAAAGUGAGGCCUAUUCGGUGUUUGCCCUGAGUGUUUGUGGGUUGGCCCACAGUGAGUUAGUGUGUCGACCUGUAUAUAUGUUGCAGUGCAGGGGAACCCACCGUUCUGUUUGCUGUUACUUUUACAGACAAAGUCAUUUGGCUAGUAAGCACAAAUUGUUUGGGGCUAGCAGAGGGACUUUGUAGAGAGCCCCAUAUGUCCACUCUCAUAUUGAAAAGGUUAGGCUCUGAUAUAAAUACCCAGGGCAACCUUUUUAGGAAGGACAUGGGGUUCUGCCUCAGGAUGUAAUGCUGCAUGAAGUCUGGGUCAUGUUCAGGAGCCAUGGAGUCAAAGGGAUCACUUUUCAUACAGUAGAGGUGAUGAUGAACAUUGACAUGGAACUGUAAUUCUUCACUCUCUUGUUUGAGUCUUUUAAUGGGCAAAAUGUCGAGCCACCUUUCCACUCGAUCACACUAUUAUUUGUACCGCCUGUUUCCCUGUGUCUCUUUACAAGGGUGUGAGAGGUUCUUUGUGUCAGCUGCUCAGGUUUGCCCUCCAGUCUGACCAGUCAAUCGUGUACAGUGGUUAAUUUACUCUGGACAGUGUCUCUGUUGAAGGUGGAUGAGUCUGAAUGGGCUUUGUUCGAAGGUAUUACAAAAGAAAUGCAGAUUUUGUUUCUUUUCUUUUCGGUCCACUUAUUCUCAGUUCUGCUGAGAGGGUUAGGUUUUCAGUAAAAUAAGGAAAAAGUUGUGAAUAUAGCCAGAGCAAAAAAAAGAUAUUGUACUAAUCAAAAUGUUAACUUAUGUAAAGUUUUCAAACAUGUCUCAUUUAAAUUAGCCUUUUACUAAAUGCACUUUGAAUUGUAUAAUAGAA